Molecule: messenger RNA, 1848 nt
Organism: Anisakis simplex (herring worm)
Lineage: Eukaryota; Metazoa; Nematoda; Chromadorea; Rhabditida; Anisakidae
Source: the annotation of a GenBank genome assembly
AUGGAAUGGACAGAUGAACAUCGUACGUUCGUUGCCCAAAUGUUUUUCAAGAAACAGGAAUCUGUGAUUGUAACACAACAUUUACCAAGUUGCGAACGUGCAAAAUGUCAUCAUUGUCAAGUGGAUUUUAUCGCUAAAAUGUGUCCGAGAACGUGUCAACCGUGCCCCAAACCAAUUGUUAAAACGCACAGCAAUAAAUUUGCGAAUGCUAAAAGGAUAGCACUUGCUGCAUCAGUUAGAUCAGAGCUGAAUGUAGACGAAAAGGUGCAAGUAUCAUCGCAGCAGCAACAGCACGCAACUAAUGCAGUCCCUCAACAACCACUAUCACUGUCACAAGCAAAAACCAAAUCCACUUUCACCACAAACAACAACCCUAUCAAUAAACAACUCUACCAAGAGCAAUCCCAACCAAACCAGCGAAGAAGUGUAACGACGACGACGCCAAGGUCGAUAUACACUCCAUCAGCAUCAAACACAACGGAACUUGCCAGUCAUGCUUCUUCUGCAGCACAAAAGCAGCACAAUAAUCAGUCAUCACUACCAACCAUCGAUCCUCGAAACCAAUCACCAUCAAAAGCACAACCACGAUACAAACAGCAAGCGGCAGCAAUUCACCAACGAAAUCAACAAGGACAACAGUUGCAGUCAUCUCCGUUUAUUCCGAACCAGUAUCACUACCAGUCUAUAUCCUCACCAUACCAAAACCAGAAUCAACUUCCAAAUGAACCACAACCUCAGUUCCAGGCACAACAAAUCACUGCUUUCCCCGUGUACAAUCAAGCAUCAUUACUACAGCCUCAGCCUCAAUCACUACUAUUCAAUAAUCCAUUCAAAGCAUUCUUUCCUCAACCACAAUCAUUCGAAGAUACUCUUCAUCGGGCAGUCACACCAUCACCCCUUUUCACUCCAUUCACGUUCCCUACUUUCGCACCCAUUCCAUUUCUUCAGGUGACAGCAGCACCAUCACCUCAAAAGACAGCUCUUCAGCUGACACAAUCGCAGUCUGCAUCAUCCUUUCUACCAUCACCGUCCUCACUUCAACUGCCACCUUUCAAUCAGCAAGUGUCAGCACCUCAUAUCCCUCCACCACCCCCUCCACCCAUCUCUUUACUCAAUCAGUUCCCAUUCAAUCAAAAUCAAUUCCUUUCAUCACAAUCUCAACCUCAACAAACAUUCUUCUCCCCACAGCAAAUAUUCCAGCCACAACUUCCUCAACCACCAAUUAUACAACCACCCAAUCAGCCAGCAAUCAAUCAACAAAUACCCCAACUUGUAUCAUCAAAUUCACAAACAUCUCAACAGCAAAUUAGUGUCACUCAGCAAACACCGUCAAUUGCUGCCGUAAACGUACCACAAGAAAUCGUAUCACCUUCUCGAAUCGAAACCAACAUUGAUCUUUCAAAUAUCAAUAUUGAGAAGACUUUCUAUUCAACUGGUAAAGAAAAGCCUAUUCCUAUAACACAGUGUCCACGACAACCCAACUGGGAACCGUGCAUCCCAAAGGAUUUAGCCAAUCAACGAUUCAGCAGUUGUUGUCAGCGGCUCGGUGAGGGAUGUGCGGCUCUGUGCAAUUACGACGCCACACUUACAACGAUUCAAUUGGCCGUUUUGACAGGACGUUGUCCUCUCAGUAAAGUUGGAGACAUGAUGAUAUGUGCGAGUGGCUAUGAGGACGCAACACCAUGCUGUCAAGCGUUCAAUGUAUUCGAACCUGGAUUUGAACAUUGUCGACCAUACUGUAACCCAGCUGCUGGCCUUCCGCAAGGUGGAUUGCUCAGCGAGCAGUACAAAUGCCUCGGGAAACUCUCUCAAAUUCAGCGAUGUUUUUAUAUCAGUCAAAGACCCUGA